This is a messenger RNA of Sceloporus undulatus (fence lizard), 2438 nucleotides long. It is a transcript of the gene GPALPP1, whose product is annotated as GPALPP motifs containing 1. The record is from RefSeq and is a predicted model, not a curated record. The transcript is spliced from 7 exons. Bases 46 to 813 code for a protein of 255 amino acids. NCBI's taxonomy places the organism in Eukaryota, Metazoa, Chordata, Lepidosauria, Squamata, Phrynosomatidae.
CCAUUUCUACAUACUAUUAAAGGAAACAGAGAAGAUAUCAGGAAGAUGAUGAUGAUGGAUUCUUUGGGCCUGCUCUCCCUCCUGGAUUUAAAAAACAAGAUGAAUCUCCAGAAAGGCCUAUUAUUGGUCCUGCUUUACCACCUGGCUUUAAGAAAAACUUCGGGAGCUGCUGAAGAAAAACAGAGUAACAUAACUCAGAUUACAGAUAAUGAAGAGGAAGAAGCUGUGAUUGGCCCAAUGCCUGCCAAAGAACCAGUAAAAUCAAGUACAGUGGCAGAAAUUGAGUAUAGAGCUCAGAGAAUGAAAGAAAAACUUCUUGGUCAAGAUGAUGAUGGGCCCAAACAGGUUGAAAGAGAAUCUUGGAUGACAGAUCUCCCACCAGAACUCAAAAGCUUUGGACUUGGUCCACGUACAUUCAAAAGAAGAACUGAUGAAAAAUUGGGAGAUAGAUCAGUUUGGACUGAUACUCCAGCUGAUAGAGAGAAGAAAGCUAACGAACUGAAAGAUGUCAAAAAGUCUGUCAGUAAGGAUGAUGCAGAAAUUUUCGUGUCAGAAAGAGACAAAAAACUGGUUGAGCAAUUAUCCUCAUACAAUGAGUCUGAGAGAUCUGAAUCCCUUAUGGAGAUGCAUCAGAAAAAACUAAAAAGCAAAGCCACUGAAGAAAAGAAUAAACCCAAAGAGAGAAGGCCAUUCGACCGUGAUCAGGAUCUCCAAGUUCAUCGGUUUGAUGAAGCACAAAAGAAAGCUCUCAUAAAACGAUCUAGAGACUUGAACACUAGAUUUUCCCAUGGCAAAUGCAAUAUGUUUCUGUAAUAUAAAUGUGAGAUGAUAAUAAAGUAUAGCAGGGUAUACUGUUGAUCGUCAAGUACUAUUAUGUAAUUAAAAUAUUCUCUGUAUAUACAACACAUUUAUGUCAAGUACAUGUCAUUUAUGACAGAAAUUCACAACCUUCUUAGAAUCCCUUAGAUUAGGUAGUCUAUUCAGUUUUAGUAAAGUAAUAGAAAUCUGCAGUCAGAUAAAAGAUAUAUGGUGAAUUCUCUCAGAGCUUUACUAAAGUUAGUAGCCAUAUUAAAAAGAGCAAUCAAGUUUAAAAACAUUCAUAGGAAUUCACCUAAAUGUAUUUUGAGGAAAUAAAUUUCUCUAGCUCAGAUUCCCAUUUUGGUUACAGAGUAAUUCACAUUCAAAAGUGAAAAGCUGAUGUGUACAUACUCUAGAAUUCAAAGACUGGGCUUGAGAAAUUAGAGGGAUGGACUAAAUGGAAAUUGCAGAUAACUGGACAUCCAGUUUUAAUUGUGAGAGAACAGAAGGUUUUAAUUGUUACCUGUUUAUGUGUUUAAAAGGAUAGUGAGUGUAUUGUUUCAACUUUAAAGCAUACCAUGUUCUUAAACGAUGGCUAGGCAGAAUGCAGCCCUGAGGCCAUGUGCUGUUUUGGCAACUCUUCUCUGCUCCACUCAAUGUCCCCAUUUUUAGCUAAAGGGCAAUGGCUGAACUGCCUUUCCUGAAAGCCUCCAGAAACUGAUUCAUCAUUUUAUUAAGCUGCAGGUCUCCCUUGCACCAUUUGACAUUUAAAAAAUGUUUUCAAAACCAGAUGUGGACUUUGGGAUGUAUCUGGUUUUGGUUUUUUCCAUUGGAGGGGCAUAUUUGGCAAUCUUUGCAACUCUUCCAAGGUUCCAGGGGCAGAAUAGUGCCCCCAAGACUUACCUAAAUUACCCUAAUUUUACAUCACUUGUCUUAGCAUGAAUACGAUUAUGAACAAGAGACAUAGAGCCAUUAAUCUGAUUGAUUUGAAUAAAUGAGAUAAAUAUUUAUCUCAUGAUUUGAAUGUUAAUAAGAAAGGUUUGCAGUCAAGGGUGUGCUGCAGGUUUUCCUCCAGCUUCCAGUUAUAGUGCUUGUACUUCUUAAAUGGUGUGUGGAGAAGAAUGGAUUUCCAAAUAUAGCUUUCUCUUCCCAAACUUCUCCCUCUAAGAAUCACUGUUCCAAUGCCUGGAUUUUAUAUUACAGCCUAAUAGGGAGGAGGGUACCAUGAAGCUGAAUUUCUGUCUAUACAGUUGUCUUAAAGAUGCAAAAGACAAACUUAUUCAUACUAAGGCAGUGUGUUUGCUUAAGACAAUGAAAAUAGUCUCAUCAAUCUCAGAGCAAGGUCACUUGACAACUGCAUCUAUCUGACAGCUGUCAUUGUUUGUUAACAAGGAAUGGAAGGCAAAGGGAUUACAUGAUCACCAUAACAGUUUGAAUGAUGUGCCCCCGGUGCCUUACAACUUUGUAUAAGGCACUCCCACACUACUCGCAAUAUAGCAGGCUACCAGGCUGGAGGAUGUUGGAGAGGCCUUCCUCUCUAAAACCACAUAAAUAUUUCUGAAUAUCCAUUAAACUAUUAGUAAAACAGUACUUGUCUGUGGUGUAUGUAAUGUGUAAAUAAAAGAGUGGUAGAUUUCAAA